This is a messenger RNA of Cokeromyces recurvatus, 1116 nucleotides long. Its product is annotated as RGS domain-containing protein. The record is from RefSeq and is a predicted model, not a curated record. NCBI's taxonomy places the organism in Eukaryota, Fungi, Mucoromycota, Mucoromycetes, Mucorales, Mucoraceae. The transcript has a single exon. The coding region runs from base 57 to 1112 and encodes 351 amino acids.
UUUUUUUUAUUAAGCUAACAAAUAUAUGUAUUUAUAGUUACUUAUUCAAUGUUACUAUGGUAUUUUCAGAUAUUACUCAAAAAUCAUUAAAUCAAGUCCCUUCUAAUAUGAAUGAUACAACUAUUUGGAGUAUAGUUCCUGAAGGGUUAACAUUAGAAACAGUAUUAGAAGAUAAAUCACCAUCACCUUUUAGCUUAAAGGAUUUCUCGGACUACCUUAAACUUACUUAUUGUGAUGAAAACUUAUUAUUUUAUGAAGCUGUAAAUGACUAUAAAACUCAAUGUUCUACUUAUUUCAACUCUUAUCUUGGUCAUGGUGAGAAAAAUUCAAAAGAGGACGUUUUUAUUCCCGAAAGUAUGACAAGAUUCAAUUUUACUAGUCUAACACAAUCUACGCUUACUCCAAAGGAACAACUCUUAUUUGAAACUUUAAAGCAUAAAUUUGAAACAAUUUUACAGGAGUUCAUUUUAUCAGAUUCUCCACAAGAAAUUAAUAUUCCUUAUGAAAUACGCCAUCAAUUAUUAAAUUCAUACCAGAUUCAACAAUCUUAUCAUCCUUCUUUAUUUCACCCUGCCUUCCAAGCUGUCGUUGAAUUACUUAGAAUAAGUGCCUUUAUACCUUUUGUAACAGAUCCAAAUCGAAUUCAUUCCUUUAAUAAUAAUUCUGUUAUAUCGAAAAAAUCGACAUCAUCAUUAUUAUUAUUUAAAAGACAAAAAGGCAAUCCUUCUUUAUUAUCAACUACUUCUAUUCAUUCAAAUAAUAAUUCUUUAAUUUUACCUCCUACUCCUUCCUCCUCACCAACAACUGCCUUUACUAGUUAUAAUCCUUCAAAUAAUAAUAUCGGUUUCUUAAAGAGAAUUACAACUUCCUUUAAAAUAACUCGAUAUUAUCCAUUCUCAAAUAAUGUAAAUGAUAAUACAGUAUCUGAUCCUUACUUAACACCUACAAAGACAAUGUCUAUUCAUAUAUCUCGGCCUGUAUAUUCAACAGAUUGGCAUGAAGAAGAAGCCAAUAAUAAAAAUAUGACAAUGCCUGAAUUAUCAACUUCAUCUUUUCCUUCUUCGCCUUCGCCAUCAACACCAUUAUUACCUUCACAACAGAAUAAUAGAUAAAUUU